Hylaeus anthracinus is the source of this 2369-nucleotide messenger RNA. Its product is annotated as purine nucleoside phosphorylase-like. Bases 910 to 1917 code for a protein of 335 amino acids. Lineage: Eukaryota; Metazoa; Arthropoda; Insecta; Hymenoptera; Colletidae. Gene Ontology annotation, biological process: nucleoside metabolic process. Gene Ontology annotation, molecular function: purine-nucleoside phosphorylase activity. Gene Ontology annotation, cellular component: cytoplasm. The record is from RefSeq and is a predicted model, not a curated record. The transcript has 6 exons.
GAAAGGUUCACCGCUCUUGUCGCACGAGAGUAAAACGUUAAUCGCAAAGGGCGUUUAUCGAAAUACAUUAAAACAAACAAUACUAAGACAAAACAAAACGAGACAUCUUCCCACGGAAUCUUUCUUUCUCCGAGUAAAAUUUUGUUCGGAAUAAAAUGCCACGAAGUUGCGCAUCGAUCCGAUAAUAACCUCGCGCGAUAGCGCGAUCCAGAGUUUUUCGAGGACUUUGGAGCGAAAAGAAGUCGGAGGGAAGUCGUGAUGCAGGAUAUCUUGGACGUGAAGAACGCCUCGACCUUUUCCACGGAAAACGCGAAACGUUUCGAGUGUCUCUUGAUGCGCCGUUUCGUAUCGGUGAAUCGUUGCAGUAACAGCGACACGAAGUGUCACGGAACGAUUAAAUCCGAAGAAGGGGACGCUCCCAAGCGUUUGGACCGCUGCGUGCAUUCGCAUUCGAGAUUAGAGCCGCCGAUAUUCUAGCCAGAUUCGCGGAGACCGUCAUUGAAUCCUCGCGAUGCCUCGGAGCGAUGCGCAUUCACGUCGUUAUAAUAAUCGUCGACCUCGCAUUUGCCAUUCAUAACGGAGACCGUACAAUCCCGUUUUACGAUGGAGCAUCCGCGAAUGCGGUUGGUCUAAUGACGUUUGGCAUACCCGCGGCUAUAUCAAAGCUUCUCCGCGAGACGCUCGCCCGAACCGAUUCUCAGACGCGCGUCUGAAAGCGACGCGGUUCGGACUGACUGGAUCGGCGACGGGAAAGCAUAUUCAAACGUACUCGAUGGAGUCAUUGUUCGACGUCUCUUAGGAUACGAUUCAGAGAUCGUUCUUCUCUCCGACACCUCUCCUUUCCGAGUGUGUUCCAAACGAAUCGACAAAGUCGUCCGUGGAUCGCGACCUAGGAUCGAGAAAUUGUCGAUGAAAUCUGUUUUUUCGGACCGAGCGAAACGGGAACUAUCGAAACAAUACGAUACCGAUGGAGGAAAUCAAUGUGCGGGCAUGGAGGGUUCGAGUGAAAUAUGUAUAGAAGCAUACUCGUUCGAGACUCUGCAGGAAUCGGCGCAGUACCUUCUAGAUCGCGUCAAAAUUAGACCAAAAAUUGGAAUAAUAUGCGGCUCGGGAAUAGGAUCAAAUGAGCAAAGCGAGUUGUGUCCAGGUUCUCUAGCGGACGCCCUCGAGGACAAGCAGUUCUUCCCUUACGAGGAAAUCCCACAUUUCCCUACAUCCACUGUCAAGGGUCAUACGGGUCAGAUGGUCUUUGGCUAUCUCCAGGGUACGCCGAUCAUGUGUAUGCAGGGGAGGUUUCAUUAUUACGAAGGCUAUCCUCUCUGGAAGUGCUCGAUGCCGGUAAGAGUUAUGAAGCUCGUGGGCGUGACCCAUUUGAUUGCGACAAACGCGGCAGGAGGUCUAAAUCCUACGUACAAGGUUGGCGACAUUAUGAUGGUGAAGGAUCACGUGAACAUGAUGGGUUUUGCGGGGAAUAAUCCACUCCAAGGACCCAACGAUGACAGAUUCGGUCCUAGGUUUCCACCGAUGAACAAAGCCUACAAUAACACGCUCCUAGACAUAGGCCAACAAGUAGCAACGGAGAUGGGUAUCGACGAUAUCGUGCAUAAAGGCGUGUAUACGUGCCUGGGCGGACCGAAUUUCGAGACCGUGGCGGAAUUGAAGAUGUUGAGGAUGGUCGGCGUCGACGCUGUCGGUAUGUCCACCGUCCACGAAGUGAUCACCGCCAGACACUGCGACUUGACCGUAUUCGCCUUCAGCUUGAUCACGAAUCAAUGCAUCAUGGAGUACGAGGAUCACAAGGAAACGAAUCACGAGGAGGUGAUGGAUGUGGGAAAGCUGAGGCAAUCGUUGCUCCAGGAGUACGUGUCGCGUAUCGUGAUACGCCUUCGGGACAUGCUGAACUUAGAAACGAAAUGAUUCGAGCAAUUUACCCGUUCGCGUUAAGGAGAACACUUCGCUCGUCGUUCCACGAGACGUUCCUGAAAUCGUUCGCAUCGCACGGCUGGCUACAUCCACCCAUUCCCAAUGAGGGAACGACGUGGAUGAACGUGCACGCGAUUCCUGAAGGAACGUUGCCGCAAUGACAACGGUAGAUCCAUCCGACGAAUCGCGGGAUCCACGAAAGGCGAACGUCUGGAAAUUCGAGGAGAUGGACGACAAAAUUCUUGAUCAGCGUUCGCCGAUUCGCAUCAGCGAUAGUUGAUUAAUUCCCUUCCUUCGCAUGGUACCUUCGUCCGUCGUUUAUAUUGUUUCGUUAUCCAUUAAUUACGUGCAACUGCUGUUAGUAUUAUUGUAACUACGAUUGUUGUAAUAAUUUAUACGCUAAAAGGGUUUGAAUUGCCCGCAAAUAAAUCAACGAAUAAUCAGUA